AUGUCGUUAAGUGCACAGAUUGAUCAUUUCGUCACUAAAUUCGGAGGUGAAGGCAUAUCCUUACCGGCGAGACAUUCUGCACUAAGUGAGUUAUCUGAUAUUGUAGAGUUUGUGAGCAAUCCAGAAGAGUAUCAAGCUCUUUUAAAAGUUAUUAUUCCGCUACUUUUAGGGCAAUUACAAGAGAUUAAUGUUUCGUUUGAUGUUGGUUCACCUGAAAAUAAAUUGAGAAAUUCAAUUCUGAAAGUCUUCAAUAGGUUACCUAUUAACCAAAAUUUUGAACCAUAUGUGAAUCAAGUAUUACAAGUCAUCAUGGGGGCACUGCCGAACGAAAAUGAAGAGAAUGGUGUUUUAUGUAUGAAGAUUUUAACUACACUUUUCAAAUCUUUUAAGGCACCGUUACAGGAUGAAGUGGAAGAAUUUAUUAAGAUCAUUUUAAGGAUCUAUAAAAAUACACCAGAAACUGUGACCAAAACUUUUCAAAAUGUUAACGGAACGGGUGCUUCUUCAGAUGAUGACAUGAGAGAUGAACAAAUGUUAAACGAUGAAGUUGAUGGCGGUGAGAAUAACAGUACCCAAGAUGGUAGCAGUGUUAGUGUUAGUAGUAUCAGUGGAGCUGGCGGUGCUACCAAGACUUCGGAUCCAAAAGAUUCUAAGGCGGCAAUGUACUCUUUUAAAGUUCUUUCAGAAUGCCCAAUCACAAUGGUGACUCUUUAUUCUUCUUAUAAACAACUAACAACCAGUUCCUUACCAGAAUUUAUGCCGCUUGUAAUGGAUCUUCUAAAUAUGCAAGUGGAGCAACAGAGAAAAGCAAGAGAAGAGGUCGAGUCAAGAGGUGAAAGGUAUACAACGGUGUCACCAGACAUUAGAAAUAGAGAGGCGUAUUGUGAAUUUAUUUUGGCUCAAAUAAAGGCAACUUCAUUUUUGGCCUACGUAUUUAUCAGAGGUUAUACACCGGAUUUUUUACAAAAUUAUGUUGGGUUUAUCCCAGAUUUGAUAAUAAGAUUAUUGCAAGAUUGUCCCUCAGAAUUAUCAUCUGCAAGGAAAGAAUUACUCCAUGCAACAAGGCAUAUACUUUCUACAAAUUAUAAGAGGCUCUUCUUACCAAAACUGGAUUAUCUUUUUGAUGAAAAAGUAUUAAUAGGCACAGGUUUUACGACUCAUGAAACUUUAAGACCCCUGGCUUACAGUACUGUAGCUGAUUUCAUCCAUAAUGUCAGGACAGAGUUACAACUCGAUGAUAUAGAAAAAACUAUUCAGAUGUACACACGCUACCUGCUGGAUCAGUCCUUGGCGUUAACAGUACAGAUAAUGAGUGCUAAACUACUAUUAAACCUGGUGGAACGUAUCUUAAAACUGGGUAAGGAAAAUCCUCAAGAGGCACCAAGAGCCAAAAAGUUACUCAUGAUAAUUAUUGAUGCCUAUGUGAGCAGAUUCAAAGUUUUAAACAGACAGUACGAUACCAUUAUGAAAUAUCAUAAAAAACAUGAACAAACUAAAACUGCUAAAACAAAAUAUUUGCAAGAGGCGAUAUUAGUAGACAAUAAGGAUAGUAAUGAACUCAUGGAUCAUAUUUUGCAACCAGCAGGUCCUGUAGCUUCCAUUAACGGUAAAACAAAGGAAACGGAUACAAAAGUUGAUGAAAGCAAAAUGGAAAUUGAUGGAGAAUCUAACGAAGAUAAUGAUCAAGAGGAACCAGUUGAUGACAAUUGUAGCAUGUAUGAUAUUAAAAAUUAUGCUCCGAUCUUAUUGAUACCAGUCUCUACAAAUGAUCCAAUAAAGGAUGCGUUCUAUCUGUAUCGUACACUCAUGUCUUUCCUUAAGACAAUAAUUCAUGAUUUGAAAGUCUUCAAUCCACCCCCUGCUGAGUAUACCAUCGCAAAUCCUAAACUUUGGGUGUCCGUCUCUAGAGUUUUCUCCUAUGAGGAAGUACUUGUCUUUAAAAAUCUGUUCCACGAGUGUAUCAUUGGCUUAAGAUUUUUGUCUAGCAAUGUGGGUAAACCACCUCAACCAGUGAAGAAACAUUUUGAUAUUACAAUGCCCAGCUUACCAGUUUCUGCUACAAAGGAUGGCAGGGAGCUCAUGGAUUAUCUCGCUUUUAUGUUUAUGCAGAUGGACAGUUCAACUUUCAAUGAAAUCAUUGAGAGUGAGAUGGAAUUCAUGUAUGAAAGUAUGCUGGAGGAUUCUGCCCUUUUGCAUGUGGCCCAAUCAUUUUUAACCAGUGAAAUUACAUCACCAAACUUCGCAGGAAUUCUUUUGAGAUUUUUGAAAUCAAAAUUAAAGGAUUUAGGUAAUGUGGAUUUUAAUAAAUCUAACAUUCUAAUCCGUUUGUUCAAAUUAUCUUUUAUGUCCGUCAAUCUUUUCCCUACCAUCAACGAAAUUGUAUUACUACCGCAUUUGAACGAUCUGAUUUUAGACUCUCUAAAGUACUCUACUACAGCAGAAGAACCUCUGGUGUACUUUUAUUUGAUAAGGACUCUUUUCAGAAGUAUCGGUGGUGGUAGAUUUGAGAACCUUUACAGAUCCAUCAAACCGAUUUUACAAGUUUUACUACAAUCACUAAAUGGUAUGAUUCUUACUGCUUGUCUACCUCAUGAGCGUGAAUUAUACGUGGAGCUUUGCAUAACGGUUCCAGUGCGUUUGAGUGUGCUGGCCCCAUUCCUCCCAUACCUGAUGAAACCUCUUGUUUAUGCAUUACAGGGUUAUCCAGACUUGGUUUCUCAAGGUUUAAGAACUUUAGAAUUGUGCAUUGAUAAUCUUACGGCGGAAUAUUUUGAUCCCAUCAUAGAAACCGUUGUUGAAGAUGUCUCAAAGGCUUUAUUCAAACUACUGAAACCUCAACCUUUCAAUCAUACAAUAAGCCAUACUGCAGUUCGAAUCUUAGGCAAAUUAGGUGGCCGUAAUCGCCGUUUUCUAAGGCCAGCUUCAGAUCUGGAGUCCCAAAAUGAACUUGAUAUAGAAAUCAAUGCAUUUUUCAAGAUGAAUGGUUUAACUGAAGAGGUACCACUUUCUGUUACUCCCGGUGUUAAAUCCGCUUUGGAAAUUUUAGCAGAUUACAGAGCGGAUGCAGGGUAUAAAGUGAGUGCAUUUAAAUAUCUGUCAUCUGUGCUUUUGCUUUUUGUUAAAUCAUCCACGAAUUUCGAUGAGAAUUAUGAUGCUCUUUUGGAAACAGCAGUUCAUACUGUGACACUUGAAAAGAUAGAAAUAAAGCCCGAUUUCACAGCAGAACCAGUCAAGAAUAACCGGACAUUUCAUAGUCAGGAAAAGCUUUUCAUUAAGUUGUUACAGGCCAUGUUCUUUUCUUACACGGUUCCUGAACUGAAAGAAGACUCCUCCAAACUACUUAACUGGUUGAUAGACCACUUUAGUUUACUUCAGGUGAACAAUACUCUGUUGGACAAGAGAAACUACAGCAGUGUUUUCAACAUUGAUUUGAAACAACCAGGAGUAAUGAUUGAUAGUAGGGUUCUUGUGGAGGCUAUAUCGUAUUCACUAUCCAGUUAUAUUACUGAAAUCAGAAAUAUCGCAAUCUCAGGUAUCAAAAGAGUUUAUGAAAGAGGCAAAUUGAUUUAUGGAGAAGAGCUUGUAUUUACCCACUCCCUGGUGUUUGCUUUAUUUAGAAGAUUCAUUCACAAUUGUUAUGAGGAGGCUUUUUACGAUAAGAGGGCUGGUGUCAUUGGUAUAAAAACUUUAAUUGAGAUCGGCAUAUCGGCUAAAUUCUUGAAGAGAUCCCAAUUUGAAUUGAUAGACGGUUUGCUAUUUGUUCUAAAAGAUACACCCUCAGAGACGCCCGCUGAUAUCACUGAGAGUGCUGAAGAACUAUUGCUACAAGUACUUCGAACAACUCUUUCUGAUGUGAAUGAACUAAAUUCUAAAAUUUCUCAAAACACGAUAACUGAUAUUGUUUGCGAGUUGAGCAAUCCGAAGGCCAAGGUUAGACAAGCCUGUCAGAGAUGCUUGGCUGUAAUAUCUGAAGCAACCAAUGUGCCCAUAGUGAACUUGAUGGAGCACUCAAAGCAUUUCCUGUUGUCGCCGAUUUUCGCCAAACCCUUAAGAGCAUUACCCUUUGCCAUGCAAAUUGGAAACGUGGAUGCUGUAACAUACUGUCUGGGAUUACCAAAUACUUUUCUGAACUUUAACGAGGAACUUUACCGCUUACUCCAAGAGGCCAUUGUUUUGGCUGAUGCUGAAGAUGAAUCGCUAUCUAGUUUACAAAGGGCUACGGAAUAUCGAACCUCGGAACAGCUAGUGCAACUAAGGGUUUCUUGCAUCAAAUUAUUGGCCUUUGCUUUAAAGAACGAAGAAUUUGCAGCUGCUCAACAGGGAAAUAUUAGGUUUCGUAUCCUAGCUGUUUUCUUCAAGACGAUGUUGAAGACAUCUCCGGAGAUUAUUGACACCACGUAUCAUGCACUCGAAGGCGUACUGGCGGAAAAUUCUAGACUACCUAAAGAACUUUUGCAAAAUGGGUUGAAACCUAUGUUAAUGAACCUUUCCGAUCACCAAAAAUUAACUGUUCCUGGUUUGGAAGCGCUUUCCAAACUUUUGAAGUUGCUAAUUGCCUAUUUCAAAGUUGAAAUUGGUAGAAAGUUGUUGGACCAUUUGAAUGCAUGGUGCAGAGUGGAAGUUCUUGACACAAUGUUCGGUCAAGAUAUUUGUGAACAGACUCCCACCAAGAUUAUAGUUGGAAUAAUUAAUAUUUUCCACUUACUCCCUCCUCAAGCAGAUAUGUUUCUAAAUGAUCUUCUUCUCAAAGUUAUGCUAUUGGAAAGAAAGUUAAGAAUCCAAUUGGACUCACCUUUCCGUGCACCUCUAGCCAAGUAUUUGAAUAGAUUUCAUGUCUCUUUCAUGGAGUAUUUCAAAAAGAACAUGGCGCUAAGACAACUAAUACUUUUCAUGUGCAGCAUCAUUCAAAAAUCGGAAGCAAGAGAUCUUGCAGAUGAUUUUGAAAAAGAAAUGGACACCUUUUAUGAAUAUUACAUUACGAAUAUCCCAACCAACCAGGUUCGUGUCGUCAGCUUUUUCACUAACAUGCUAGAUUUAUUUAGUACUCUGGUUAAAAUAAGAGGGAAAGAAUGGUUGAAAGGCAAAGGAGAGAUGGUUUUAAAAUUGAAGGACAUGCUCGAUUUAGUAUUGAGAACGAUCAGGAAGAAUGCUUUUUACAUUGAUAAGCUACAAUUGAAUCAAGCUAUUGAAAGAUACCAAGGAAUCUAUUUGGAUUUCAUUAGCUUUUAUCCGGAGGAGCAAAAUUUGUUGCUAGACUUCAUAGAAUUUGCCAUAUCUCACGGCUUCGAACUUUCUCACAGGUUCAAAUUGUUUAUUUUCGAAAAUGUAGUCAGCACGGACAACAGAGAACAACAAGCGGCCUACUUGACGAGUUCUUUGAAUUUUGCCCUAAGUGACAAGAAUUUGGAUGCAGGUGUUUUCGUGUUACAGAAUAUCGUGAACGCUACCUUCAUAUAUGAGGGUUCAAGGAACAAGUCUUUGAAGAGCUUCUCUGUAAACAACGUGAGACCGGAGUGGCUAGAUUUGAUCUAUCAAAAAAUUUGGAAAAGUUCUAAUGAGGUUUUAUUGAGUAAUGUUGCCGGUCGAUAUGAUGUCUAUCGUUUCGAACUCUUACAGCUCUCAUCCGUUUUUAUUAAGUGGGCACCGGAAAUGAUUACAGAUAUCAGAAAAGAUGUUAUCAAAUUUAAUUGGCAUUUCUUGAAAUUGGGAGACACAUUGGUCAAGCAAGCUGCUUACUUAGUCACUUCAUACUUUAUUGCCCAAUUUGAAUUUCCACUCAAGGUUGUCACGCAAGUAUUUGUUGCAAUUUUAAGAUGUUCCCACGCCGAAGCUCGCUAUUUGGUUAAACAGUCUCUUGACGUUCUAGCACCUGUAAUGCAUGAACGUAUGAUAUCUGCUGGAACGCCAAAUGCUUGGAUAAUAUGGGUUAAGAGGGUAUUGUUUGAAAAUGAUUCGGGACAAAAUAAUACGUUAUAUGAAUUCUUGAUUAAUCACCCGGAUCUGUUCUUUGAGUCUCGGGAGUUAUUCAUCUCUAAUAUCAUCCAUCACAUGAGCAAAGUGACGUUUAUUUCUAAUAGCAGCCCAGAUAACCAUACUUUGGCCAUUGAUCUUGCCUCUUUAAUUUUGUAUUGGGAAGAUAGAGCCCAAGAUAUUGAACAAUCCAAAAAGCAAGACCAAGAUGGUGAUGUGAUAAUGGAUGAAACUCCAGAAGUGGAAAACGAUGAGAGUGGAAAGUCUACCUCACCUCCGAAGAAAGAAUCUAAUCAGACGGUUUCGAUGAAUCUUCGUGAGACCUGUGUUGCAUUUUUAAUAAGGUACGUUUGUUCCAGUAAUCACAGAGCAUCAGAAACAGAACUUGGAUUGAGGGCCAUGAAAAUCUUGUCAAGUCUUUUAUCAGAAAAACACUGGUCUAAUGUGAAUGUGAAAUUAUUUUACUUCGAGAAGUUCCUCAUGUACCAAGACUUAGGAUCUGAAAACAUUCUUUAUUACAGUAUGAAUGCCUUGGAUGUCCUAUACGUUUUUUUCAAAAACAAAUCUGCUGAUUGGGUCAUGGAGAAUUUGACUACGAUACAGAAUUUAUUGGAUAAAUGUCUAAAAGUUGAUCACCAUGAUAUCCAAGAAGUAUUACAAAAAGUUCUAACUGUUAUUUUAAAGGCGAUUAAGCAAAAGAAUGUGAUUAACGAUAAUGAAGAGGAAACCCCAGGAAAAAACUUCGUCAAUACUGUUAUUGCAACAAUAGGACAAGAUUUACAGGGAACUUCAUCGAUUGCAGCGGGAGUUAUGCUUCUCUGGACGUUAUUUAUGGUAUUUCCACACAGUGUAGAUCCACUGUUGGGUCCAAUAAUGAAGACUUUCAGCAAAUUGUGCAAAGACCAUUUGAGCACUCCUCAACCUAGGGAUGCCGCUGGGGUAGAGGAAGCAAGAAUCACCACAAGACUACUUGAAAAAGUUUUGUGCCUAUUAUCGAUGAAAGUAUCAUCUCUAGGCGAUUCUCGUCGCCCAUUCCUAUCUACUGUGGCUCUUCUAAUAGACCGUUCUAUGGACCAGAAUUUCUUGAGAAAGAUUGUCAAUAUUGCUAGGGGCUGGGUUUUUAACAAUGAAGUGUUCCCAACGGUGAAAGAAAAAGCUGCCAUUUUAACCAAAAUGCUGGCCUUUGAGGUCAGAGGAGAACCAUCGCUGUCAAAGUUGUUUUAUGAAAUUAUUCUAGACUUGUUUGAUCAAAAACAUUUCAACAAUACCGAAAUUACUGUGAGGAUGGAACAACCAUUUUUGGUAGGAACCCGUGUGAGAGAUGUAAGUAUUAGACGAAGGUUUAUGACUAUUUUGGAUAACAGUUUGGAAAGAGAUAUUAAAGAAAGGCUUUAUUAUGUGAUACGAGAUCAAAAUUGGGAAUUCAUCUCAGACCAUCCUUGGCUCAACCAAGCUUUGCAGCUUUUAUUCGGUGCCAUAGAAAAGGACCGUCCUCUAACAUUGAUAGAUGCCUAUGGAUUGUCCUCACCCAAAAUCUUGGGGGAAUUUUUGCCAGAUAAUGUCACUGUUUCCUCUGAAUCUAAAAACAAAGACCUUUCUUCUUUCGUCAAGGAGCAUGUUGUAUCAUUAGAAAGCUUUUGCAAUAUUACCGCUGCAAAUAUUUUUGACCCGCUAGUCGAGAUCUUCUACCAAAAUCCUACAGCUAUCCACAAAACAUGGGUCAGUGUUUUCCCCCAAGCCUACAAGUGCAUACCAAGAAAUGAAAAAUAUGGAUUUGUUCGCUCUUUAAUUGCACUCCUUUCCAAACCUUAUCACUCAAGACAAACCAAUUCUAAAGCCAACGUCAUAAGCACGUUACUGGAUUCCAUCAGUAGGGUAGAUUCCCUGGAAUUACCUCCUCAUUUAGUGAAAUAUUUGGCAAUAUCAUACAAUUCCUGGUAUCAAUGCAUCAAGAUCUUGGAGUCAAUUCAAAAUAAUACUUCCAUUGACAAUUCUAAAAUUGUAGAAGCCAACGAAGAUGCGUUGCUAGAACUUUACGUUAACUUACAGGAAGAGGAUAUGUUCCAUGGUCUAUGGAGAAGAAAAGCUAAAUACACAGAGACCAACACCGCUCUUUCUUAUGAACAGAUUGGUCUAUGGGAUAAAGCUCAGCAACUAUAUGAGGUGGCACAAGUCAAAGCACGCAGUGGAGCCUUACCUUACUCUGAAUCUGAAUAUGCCCUCUGGGAAGAUAAUUGGAUUUUAUGUGCUGAGAAACUACAACACUGGGACAUACUGACUGAAUUAGCUAAACACGAAGGCUUCACGGAUCUACUUCUAGAAUGUGGUUGGAGAGUGGCCGAUUGGAACAGCGAUAGAGAGGCGUUAGAGCAGUCGGUGAAGAGCGUUAUGGAUGUUCCGACACCAAGGAGACAGGUCUUCGAAACCUUCUUAGCACUGCAAAAUUUUGCAGAUACUAGAAAGGGUGAUCAAGACGUUAGAAGGUUAUGCGAUGAAGGUAUCCAAUUAAGUUUACACAAAUGGGCCUCCCUACCAGAAAGGUAUUCUCCAUCUCACAAAUAUCUACUACAUUCAUUCCAACAAUAUAUUGAAUUUUUGGAGGCAACACAGAUUUAUGCAAACCUUCAUACUACAACUGCUCAGAAUUUGGAUGCUAAGGCUCAGGAGGUGAAAAGAGUUUUACAGGCUUGGAGGGACCGUCUUCCAAACAUUUGGGAUGAUGUCAAUAUGUGGAAUGAUCUAGUAACCUGGAGACAGCAUGCUUUCCAGGUGAUUAACAAUGCUUACUUACCUUUAAUCCCAUCUUUACAACACGCCAACAGUAAUAGCAACGUCAAUACCCAUGCCUACAGAGGAUACCAUGAGAUUGCAUGGGUAAUCAAUAGAUUUGCCCACGUUGCACGGAAGCACAACAUGCCUGAUGUUUGUAUUAGCCAGUUAGCUCGCAUCUACACUUUGCCCAAUAUUGAAAUCCAGGAAGCAUUCCUGAAAUUACGUGAACAAGCAAAGUGUCACUAUCAGAAUAUGAACGAGCUCACCACAGGUUUGGAUGUUAUCAGCAACACAAACCUGGUGUAUUUUGGCACAGUUCAAAAGGCAGAAUUCUUCACUUUGAAAGGUAUGUUCCUGUCCAAGUUGAGAGCCCACGAUGAGGCCAAUCAAGCAUUUGCUACAGCGGUUCAAAUCGAUUUGAAUUUGGCCAAAGCCUGGGCACAAUGGGGUUUCUUCAAUGAUCGUCGUCUAUCUGAGGAGCCAAAUAACAUUAGUUUCGCUAGUAAUGCCAUCAGUUGUUACUUGCAAGCUGCAGGUCUCUACAAAUGUGCCAAGACAAGGAAAUUAUUGUGCAGAAUUCUUUGGUUGAUCAGCAUGGACGAUGCUUCUGGUUCAUUAGCGAACGCAUUUGAGUCCUUCCGUGGUGAAGUUCCAGUUUGGUAUUGGAUAACUUUCAUUCCUCAGUUGCUCACUUCGCUUUCCCAUAAAGAGGCAAAUAUGGUCCGCCAAAUCCUAAUACGUAUUGCCAAAAGUUAUCCUCAAGCACUUCAUUUCCAAUUGCGUACCACUAAGGAGGACUUUGCGGUUAUACAAAGGCAAACAAUGGCUGUAAUGGGAGAUAGAAUUGAUAAUCAAAAUAGCUCCAAUGAUGGACCUCGCCAGCCAUGGGAGCAUUUGCAAGAAUUGAAUAACAUUUUGAAGACUGCAUACCCAUUACUGGCUCUAUCUCUCGAGUCCCUUGUUGCGCAAAUCAAUGAGAGGUUCAAGACCACAACUGAUGAAGACUUGUUUAGAUUGAUCAAUGUACUAUUAAUCGAUGGUACAUUUAACUACAAUAGAUUGCCAUUCCCCAGAGGCAAUCCUAAACUUCCCGCUAACACUGAGAAUAAUUUGAUAAGAUUUUCAGAGACGUUGUUAGCGCCUCAUAUUAGACCCAAGUUCAAUGCUGACUUUAUAGACAGCAAACCAGACUUUGAAACAUACAUAAAGAGACUACGUUACUGGAGAAGACGCUUAGAAAACAAGCUUGAUAGAGCUCCAAAGGUUGAGAAUCUAGAGAAACUGUGCCCUCAUUUGAGUAAUUUCCACCAUCAAAAAUUCGAAGAUAUUGAAAUUCCUGGUCAAUAUUUAUUGAACAAAGACAACAACUUGCACUUCAUCAAAAUUGCUCGUUUCUUGCCCUCUGUGGAUUUCGUUCGUGGGACUCACUCCUCCUAUAGGAGACUGGUAAUAAGGGGCCAUGACGGUAGUAUUCACUAUUUUGCAGUUCAGUACCCAUCUGUUCGUCAUUCAAGAAGAGAGGAAAGAAUGUCUCAGCUGUUCAGACUCUUCAAUUCUUCGUUAUCAAAGAAUGUACAGACAAGACGUCGGGACAUCCAGUUUACCGUACCUAUUGCAGUUCCACUAUCACCACAGGUACGGAUCAUGAACGAUAGCCCUCAGUUUACGACUUUACACCAAAUCUAUGACGAAUACUGUGCACAGAAAGGAAUUAAUCCAGACUCCAUACAGGACUUUGUUACGGAACAGUUGAACAUUGCUCAUGAUAAGGCUUUACCUACACCUGAUUUAACCGUAGUCAAGGUGGAAAUAUUUAGUUCAAUUCAAUCAAUGUUUUUACCCACUACGGUUUUGAUGGAUUACUUCAUAUCUUUGUUCACUGAGUUCGAAGAUUUCUGGCUUUUCCGUAAACAGUUCGCCUCGAACUAUGGUGCAUUUGUGUUUAUGACAUAUAUGAUGAUGAUCAACGGUCGUACCCCACACAAGAUCCAUGUGGACAAGCAGUCCGGAGAUGUAUUCACUUUGGAAAUGUUACCAUCCAGGUACCCAUAUGAGCGUGUAAAACCAUUAAUGAAAAACCUUGAAUUGAAUCUACCACCUGAUACGCCGAUCUUCCAUAAUAACGAGCCUGUCCCAUUCAGAUUGACUCCUAACAUUCAAAAGUUAAUUGGGGAAUCUGCUCUAGAAGGUAUAUUUGCCGUUAACGUUUUUGCCAUUUCCCGUGCCCUAAUAGAACAUGAUAGCGAACUAAACACCUAUUUGACAUUAUUCAUUCGUGAUGAAAUCAUAUCCUGGUUCAGUAAUUUACACAGACCUAUUGUGGAGAACCCUCAAUUAAGAGAAAUGGUGCAGGCCAACGUCGAUUUAAUCAUCCGGAAAGUUGCACAACUAGGUCAUUUCAGCUCUUCACCUGCGGUUACCACUCAAUUCAUCCUAGAUUGUAUUAGUUCUGCUGUUAAUCCAAGAAACUUAGCCAAAACUGAUGCUAAUUACUUACCAUGGUUUUAG
Zygosaccharomyces rouxii is the source of this 11250-nucleotide messenger RNA. RefSeq names its product histone acetyltransferase TRA1 (gene TRA1). Gene Ontology annotation, biological process: DNA repair; regulation of DNA-templated transcription. Gene Ontology annotation, molecular function: protein binding; transcription coregulator activity. Gene Ontology annotation, cellular component: SAGA complex; nucleus; NuA4 histone acetyltransferase complex. The coding region runs from base 1 to 11250 and encodes 3749 amino acids. NCBI's taxonomy places the organism in Eukaryota, Fungi, Ascomycota, Saccharomycetes, Saccharomycetales, Saccharomycetaceae. The transcript has a single exon. The record is from RefSeq and is a predicted model, not a curated record.